Messenger RNA from Triplophysa dalaica, 2180 nucleotides. Its product is annotated as b(0,+)-type amino acid transporter 1-like. The record is from RefSeq and is a predicted model, not a curated record. The transcript has 12 exons. Gene Ontology annotation, biological process: amino acid transmembrane transport. The coding region runs from base 144 to 1622 and encodes 492 amino acids. NCBI's taxonomy places the organism in Eukaryota, Metazoa, Chordata, Actinopteri, Cypriniformes, Nemacheilidae. Gene Ontology annotation, molecular function: L-amino acid transmembrane transporter activity. Gene Ontology annotation, cellular component: membrane.
GUUGGUUAUUAAGCAGAUGGAUUUGGAAAUGGAUAAAAACUUGGAAUUUCUUCUGGAAAACUGACUGCUUCACAGUAGAGAUAAAGUCCAUUUAUUCAGUCUGACCGCUCAUAGUUAAGACUGGAUUGUGGAUUUUGUGGGCGAUGGAUGAGGAGCAAAAAAAGAUGACCACUCACAAUGGAAGCGACAAAGAGGUUGUGAAAGCCGAAAAGCAAGAUCAGCCAAAAGCAGCAGCUCUGCAAAAAAGUGUGGGUCUGUUUAGUGGCAUCUGUCUAAUAGUGGGAACGAUGAUCGGCUCAGGGAUCUUCAUUUCUCCUAAAUCGGUUCUUGAGGGAACUGGCGCAGUGGGUCCAAGUCUGUGUGUGUGGGCUGCAUGUGGUGUGCUGGCUACUCUGGGGGCCCUCUGCUACGCUGAGCUCGGCACAAUGAUCACUAAGUCCGGUGGUGAAUAUCCGUAUCUGAUGGAGGGUUUUGGGCCAGUGCUGGCAUAUCUGUACUCCUGGACCACAGUUAUUGUGUUAAAGCCUUCGGGUUUUGCCAUCAUUGCUUUAAGUUGUGCAGAGUACGCCUCCACACCAUUUUACCCAGGAUGCACCCCUCCUCAAGUCAUCACCAAAUGCCUGGCUGCUGCGUGUAUCUUAAUAAUAACUGUGGUGAACUGUCUGAGUGUGAAGCUGGCGUUCAGAGUGCAGAACUUUUUCACAGCAGCUAAACUCUUGAUUAUUUUUGUCAUUGUGGUGUCAGGGAUUGUUCUGCUGGCUAAAGGAAAUACACAGAAUUUCAAAGAUUCAUUUACAGGAGCAUCAACAUCAUUUGGAGCAAUUGGUCUGGCGUUUUACAAUGGUCUUUGGGCUUAUGAUGGAUGGAAUCAGCUCAACUUCAUCACAGAAGAGCUAAAGAAUCCAUACAGGAAUCUUCCAUUGGCAAUCAUUAUUGGAAUUCCCUUGGUUACUGUGUGCUAUAUACUUGUCAACAUUGCAUAUUUCAGUGUCAUGACCCCUGUUGAACUUCUACAGUCUCCUGCUGUUGCUGUGACUUUUGGUGACAGAGUGCUGUAUCCAUUAUCAUGGGUUGUGCCUUUAUUUGUGGUCUUCUCCACUUUUGGUGCAGCCAACGGGAGCUGUUUUACAGCAGGCAGGUUAACGUACGCAGCAGGAAGGGAGGGUCACGUGGUUAGGAUCUUGUCAUACAUCAGUGUGAAACACCUCACACCAGCGCCAGCUCUCAUGUUCAAUGGCAUCCUGUCAAUUAUCUACAUCAUCCCAGGAGACAUAAACACCCUCAUCAACUUCUUUAGUUUUGCUAAGUGGUUAUUCUAUGGCCUCACAUGUGUAGCGCUCAUUGUUAUGAGAUUCACUAGAAAGGAGCUUCACAGACCUGUAAAGAUUCCUAUAAUCAUUCCGGUUGUGGUGGUGAUUGUGUCCUGUUAUCUAGUUCUUGCUCCCAUCAUUGAUAAGCCUGAAAUUGAGUAUCUAUACUGCACGGUGUUUAUAGUGGGCGGUCUUCUUUUAUAUGUACCCUUCAUUCACUUCAAAUUCAACUGGACCCGUCACAUCAUGAGGCCACUCACAAUGCACCUUCAGCUGCUACUGGAAGUCGUUCCACCUGAAAAGAUUAAGUAGAUCUUAUGAAUAUGAAAAAGAGGGGCAUAAGGAAUAAUAUGAUUGUAAUUUCAGUUACUGAUUUUAUGUAAGAACAAUGUGUCCACUGUACUGGACAUCUUGCAUCCCCAGUCCCAUUGCUUUAGCAUCGUUGUUUUGAAUAUAAAUAGUUUUAAGUAACUUUUUUUUUCAAUUUUUUCUUUGUAAAUCACUUUGUUAUCAUUGUGUGGCAUACAGGGUAUUUACUAUAAAAAUAGUGCAAAUUAGUUAUAUUGUUUGUAGCCUAGCAGUUACCGCCUUUAUCAUUCUUUUGUUAAACACAAGUAGCCUAUGCCAAAGCAAAAGUGUUAAUUCAACCCUUUAUUUCAUGGAGUUAAGAGCAAAUUUAGUUUGUUGUGGAAAUGUAUUUUGACAAUCUAUAGUAUUUUAAGUUCCACAAUGCACAGUUUUGUUUUUAACGGCACAAAGAUUAUUAAAAAAACGUUCAGACACAUGUAAAUAACAUGCAUAAAAAUACAUGUAAUAAGCUAAUGGUAUUUUAUUUCAUGUCUGGAGGAUAAUAAAAAUCCUAACUCAUUA